This is a messenger RNA of Penicillium bovifimosum, 819 nucleotides long. RefSeq names its product enoyl-CoA hydratase/isomerase family protein. NCBI's taxonomy places the organism in Eukaryota, Fungi, Ascomycota, Eurotiomycetes, Eurotiales, Aspergillaceae. The record is from RefSeq and is a predicted model, not a curated record. Gene Ontology annotation, biological process: fatty acid beta-oxidation. Bases 1 to 819 code for a protein of 272 amino acids. The transcript is spliced from 2 exons. Gene Ontology annotation, molecular function: enoyl-CoA hydratase activity; delta(3)-delta(2)-enoyl-CoA isomerase activity. Gene Ontology annotation, cellular component: peroxisome.
AUGGCACCCCUAUUCACCGUCCCGAUCAGCUCGACCGGGGGCUCGAUUGUCUGCACGAACCCCAGCGCAGCUCCCGAGCAUGCGACCAUAUAUGUGCUCACCUUUAGCUCGCCUCCCGACAACCGGCUGACGCCUAUCUUCAUUGAUGCCAUGCUGCUUGCCCUCGAUAUUAUCGAGCACCGCUAUCCCAAGGGUGUCGUAGUCACCACCAGUGGAAUUGUCAAGUUCUACAGCAAUGGCCUUGAUCUCGACAUUGUCGCGCAGACCGAAGGUUUCCUUGAGAACUGGCUGUGGCGGUUGUUCCGACGCUUCUUGACAUACCCUAUGCCAACAGUGUGUCUCCUAAAUGGUCACGCCUUUGCCGGUGGCUUUAUGUUGGCCAUGUACCAUGACUACCGAAUCAUGAACCCAGACCGUGGCUUCGUCUGCGUUAACGAGCUGGAAUUUGGUGUCCCGCUCCAGACGCCCAUGAUGAGCAUCUUCCGCGAGAAGCUGACGCCAACCACCUUCCGCAAUGUUGUCCUCGAGGCCCAUCGCUUUGGUGGACGUGCGGCAUUGCAGGCUGGUAUUGUCGAUGCCGUUGGCGGUGCCCAGGAAGCUCUUGCAUUGAUCCAGGAGCGCAAGCUCCAGACUAAGGCUGCCACGGGUAUCUAUGGCACCAUGAAGGAGGAGAUGUAUUCGCGGGUCUUGAGUGGCUUGGAUGAUCAUGAGGGAAACUUGAAGUGGCGGGAGAAUGUUGAGACGACGAAUGAAUCAGUCAAGAAGAGGGGAUUGCAGGCGGUGCAGGAGUUCGAGAAGAACGGGAAGGCGAAGCUUUGA